This is a messenger RNA of Dermatophagoides farinae (American house dust mite), 1629 nucleotides long. Its product is annotated as G1/S-specific cyclin-E1. The record is from RefSeq and is a predicted model, not a curated record. Lineage: Eukaryota; Metazoa; Arthropoda; Arachnida; Sarcoptiformes; Pyroglyphidae.
AGCGGGCUUUAUGGGCCAAGCUUGGCGGCAAUCAUAACUUGGCCGCCAAAAAAAAACAACUUUCUCUCUGGCUGAACAGACAACUUAGGGAUCUAAUGUAUUAUACAUGCAUGCAUGCAUGCAUAGCAUAAACAUUACGCGCUUUUUCUAUCGUCUGUUUCGAUUUGUCCAGAAUUCUUGCCUGGGUUCAUGAUCUUAUUAUACAAAUCGAGUGGUUGGCCAUUUCAUUUCGAAGUUUUUACAAUUCACUUGUCGUGGUUAUAUGGUUAUAAUUUAUUUUUUAAUAACUUAUUGUAAUUAAUUAAUUGUUUACCCUAAUUCUAAUAUGAAUAAAAAAGAAAAUUCGAAUAUUCGAUCUAUAGGGUGUAAAAGAAAAAGUCACGUUUUGGAUGAAGUCGACACAAAUCGUCUGCCAUUUAAUGAUACUCAAACAUCCCAAAAUGUUAGAUCAAAAAAACAGAAACGUUCUAAAAGCACAUUGAAAAACCCCUAUCAGAAAGAAAAUUUGACAAAUGAAUUAACACCAUCAAGUACAAUUUCAAGUUCACAAUAUCAUUCGACAUUCGAAAACCACACUCCAUUACCAAAUUUAAAUUUUGCGAAUUCGGUUGAAGUUUGGAAUCUUAUGUUAAAAUGCGAUGAUACAUAUAAACGUGAUUCUGAUUUAUUUAAUCACCAUACAUCACUUCAGCCAACGAUGCGAGCUACAUUGCUUGAUUGGCUAAAUGAAGUUUGUCAAGCAUAUAAUUUAACCAGGCAAACUUAUUAUCUUGCAUUAGAUUUCUUUGACCGUUUCCUAUCUAUUCAAAAAGAUUGUCCAAAAAAGAAUCUUCAACUAAUUGGAAUAACAUGCCUAUUUAUUGCGGCAAAAAUUGAAGAAAUUUUUCCACCCAAAAUGAAUCGAUUCUCGUUUGUUUGUGAUGGAGCCUGUAGUGAUAAAGAUAUAUCCGACAUGGAACUAGUCAUCAUGAACACUUUAAAAUGGGAACUUCGUCCAGUUACACCAAUCGCAUGGCUUAAUGCAUUCUUCAAAGUUUAUACAUUUUCCGAUAAAGAAAACAUAAGCAAAUCAAAGCAACAAGUGAAUGAAUCAUUUUUGAUUCCAGAUUAUGAAUCCGAAUUAUUUGUUCAUAUUGCCCAUCUUAUUGAUCUCUGUACAUUGGAUGCUGGAUCAUUAGCAUUUUCUUAUUCUGUGAUAGCUGCUUCAGCAUUUUAUCACUUUACCAGCGAAGAUGUUGUAUUGCAUUGCACAGGAAAAACACUUGAUCAAUUACAAACAUGCGUCGAAUGGAUGGUACCAUUUGCAAUUGCAAUCAAAAAUGCUGGACUCGAUUUUCUUACAGAUCUUAAUAACGAAAAAUCUAUGAUUCAAACGCACACAAUCAGCCUGGAAUUAUUGCAUAGUGCACAAACUAUUCAAGCUGAUAUUGAAACGGAAAAAUUGACUGUACUAGAAUCUUCUGAAGCCAGUUCUUUAUGUCCAAUGACACCUUCCAAAAUGGCAAGCAUGCCACCAACGCCACCUCGAAGUACUGGAACUUCAUAAAAUCAUCUUUGCCAAUUCAAUUUUUAGUUUCGUAUUUCAUCAUCAAUGGAUUCGAAUCAUCCAUCCAUUAUCAUUUUAAGAAU